Molecule: messenger RNA, 2212 nt
Organism: Cannabis sativa
Lineage: Eukaryota; Viridiplantae; Streptophyta; Magnoliopsida; Rosales; Cannabaceae
Product: 70 kDa peptidyl-prolyl isomerase
Exons: 12
Coding region: 250-1977 (575 amino acids)
Molecular function (GO): protein binding; peptidyl-prolyl cis-trans isomerase activity
Source: RefSeq, a predicted model, not a curated record
AGAGAGAAGAGAGAGAGAGAGAAUGUGUCAAAAAUCCAAAGCUACGAAAAUGGUAGAGAUUUCUGGAACCAUCUUCCAUUUUCGAACUCUCCAGACUCUCUUUCUCGCUAUAAAUACACUAAAGCUUCAAUCUUUCCUAACUUGUCAUACAAAUACAAUACAACCCAUUUGAUCUCUCUCUUUCUACAAACCAUUUCAUCUUUCUUUCGAUUCUCAUUUUGAUUGAUUUCAUCAGUUUUGUAAGCGAACAUGGCAGAUGACUUUGAUUUCUCAGCUGCUGGAAAUGUGAAUGAGGAUAUGGAAAUGGAUGUCAAUGAGGAAGACGACGCAAUCAGCCCAAUUCUCAAGGUUGGUGAAGAGAAAGAGAUUGGGAGUAAAGGUUUGAAGAAGAAGCUUGUUAAGGAAGGUCAUGGUUGGGAAACUCCUAGCUCUGGCGAUGAAGUUGAAGUUCAUUACACUGGGACUUUGCUUGAUGGGACCAAGUUCGAUUCCAGUCGUGAUAGAGGGACUCCAUUCAAGUUUAAGCUUGGCCAAGGACAAGUGAUCAAGGGAUGGGAUGAAGGAAUUGAAACCAUGAAGAAGGGUGAAAAUGCUGUAUUCACCAUACCUCCUGAGCUGGCUUAUGGAGAGUCUGGUUCCCCUCCCACCAUUCCACCUAAUGCUACUCUUCAAUUUGAUGUGGAGUUGCUUUCUUGGACCAGUGUCAAGGAUAUAUGCAAAGAUGGUGGGAUUUUCAAGAAAGUAUUAGUUGAAGGAGAGAAAUGGGAAAAUCCAAAUGACUUGGAUGAAGUAUUUGUUAAUUACGAAGUUCGACUUGAAGAUGGGACUUUAAUUUCAAAAUCCGAUGGAGUGGAGUUUACUGUUGGGGAUGGCUACUUCUGCCCUGCCUUGGCCAAAGCUGUGAAAACAAUGAAGAAGGGAGAAAAGGUCAUGUUGACAGUGAAACCAAAAUAUGGAUUUGGUGAGGUGGGCGAACCUGCUGUUAAUGGGGAAGGAGCUGUACCUCCUAAUGCCACUCUUCUCAUAACUCUUGAGUUGGUCUCUUGGAAGACUGUUACUGAUAUCUGCAAAAACAGCAGAGUCUUGAAAAAGACUUUGAAGGAGGGCGAGGGAUAUGAGCGCCCUAAUGAUGGGACUGUUGUUCAAGUGAAACUUAUUGGGAAAUUACAUGAUGGAACUGUGUUUACUCGAAAGGGCCAUGAUGAUGAGAAGCCAUACGAGUUCAAAAUCGAUGAAGAGCAAGUUAUCGAUGGUCUUGAUCGAGCUGUAAAGAAUAUGAAGAAAGGGGAAGUUGCUCUGGUGACGAUUCAUCCUGAGUAUGCUUUUGGCUCAUCUGAUUCGUCACAGGAUUUGGCUGUUGUUCCAGCUAAUUCUGUUGUUUAUUAUGAAGUUGAGCUCGUCUCCUUCGUUAAGGGAAAGGAAUCUUGGGAUAUGAACACACAGGAGAAGAUCGAAGCCGCGGGGAAGAAAAAGGAAGAAGGCAAUGCCUUGUUCAAGGCUGGAAAAUAUGAAAGAGCCUCAAAAAGAUAUGAGAAGGCUGUGAGUUUCGUCGAAUAUGAUUCUACCUUCACUGAUGAAGAGAAGCAACAAGCAAAGGUGCUGAAAAUCACAUGUAAUCUUAAUAAUGCUGCCUGUAAACUAAAACUCAAAGAUUAUAAGCAAGCAGAGAAACUUUGCACAAAGGUUUUGGAUCUUGAUAGUAAGAAUGUCAAAGCUCUGUAUAGAAGAGCUCAAGCAUAUAUUCAACUGGUUGAUUUGGAUUUGGCAGAGAUUGAUAUCAAGAAAGCUCUUGAGAUUGACCCAGACAAUAGAGAUGUGAAAAUGGAGUACAAAUUGUUGAAAGAAAAAGUGAGGGAAUACAACAAGAAGGAUGCACAAUUCUACAGCAACAUAUUUGCAAAGAUGAACAAGUUUGAGCAAGUCAAAUCAAAUGGAAAGGAAGAGGCAGUGUCCAUGACCAUUGACAGCAAAGCUUGAUGAUGAUAAUGAUGAUGGUAUAUUCUUAGCAGUUAAUACAAAAUUUGUGCGUGUGGGUUCAUUGAUUGGCAUAUAAUGAAAUGAAAUGAGAGUGGUUUAACUGUAAUGAGUCAAAGCUUGAGUUUUUAGUGUUUAUUUUAAGAGGAUUAGAUGAACAUAAAAUUCUCUUUUUGCCCAAUACUCAUUGUAAUUUUUCUAUAAUAAUAAAUAAUAUAUAGUAACUUUUGAAUUGUUA